Molecule: messenger RNA, 1064 nt
Organism: Dama dama (fallow deer)
Lineage: Eukaryota; Metazoa; Chordata; Mammalia; Artiodactyla; Cervidae
Product: C-type lectin domain family 2 member D11-like
Exons: 7
Coding region: 194-877 (227 amino acids)
Cellular component (GO): external side of plasma membrane
Source: RefSeq, a predicted model, not a curated record
CCUUUCAAUUCACAUUUCCUGCUGUGAAACUGCUGAGAAAAACCAAAAUGACAGAGGCAUCUUUAAAAAUCUUAGAGACAGGCCCUACCUGUAGAGAGGACAGGAAGGCGCUGAGAUCUGCUCUUCUUACAAUAACUGGAAGACUCUCCAGGGGAAAAAUACUGUUUCCUUAUCUCUGGGUCGCUUUUCAGCCAUGGCCAUCUCUCCUGGAUGUGGACCUUUUGUGAGGGAUUUUGACAAUAGGGGAGGUAAAGAUUUCCGAAAGAAAUGCCUAGCAAUGAUAUCUCCUGUUACACCUGCCAAGCUUUACUGCUGCAUCGUGAUUAUCUUUGUGCUUAUAGCCCUAGAUGUGGUGUUAUUUUCUGUUUGGGUGGCAGUGAGAAGCAGAGAGCCAGACUCACAUGUUCUGUAUGUCACUUGCCCAAAAGGAUGGAUUGGAUUUGGGUGUAAGUGUUUUUAUUUUUCGGAAGACUCAAAGAGUUGGACAUUCAGUCAGACAUUCUGUACUUCACUGGGGGCUGUUCUUGUUCAGUUUGAAACCGAGGAGGAGCUGAACUUUCUGAAAAGAUACAAAGACUCUUCCGACCAUUGGAUUGGCCUUAGCAGAGAAUCAUCACAUCAUCCUUGGAAGUGGACAGACAACUCUACAUAUAAUGCCUCAUUUGUCAUCACAGGAACUGGGGAAUGUGCCUACCUGAAUGACGUUAGAAUUAGUAGUUCCAGGGUAUACGCAAAUAGAAAAUGGAUUUGCAGCAAGACAAAUAUCACCCAGCCAUUUCUGACCUUUUGUGACCCCAUGGGCUGCAGAACUGGAGAAGAAAAUGGCAACACACUCCAUUAUUCUUGCCUGGAGAAUCCCAUGGACAGAGGAGUCUGAUGGGAUCACAAAGGGCCGGACACGACUGUAGUGACUUGGCUUGGCAUGGUAGGGACUGCAGAACACAAGGCUUUGUGAUUCUUGUAAUACUUUUUGUAAAUCUUGUAGUAUUCUUGUGAAAUUUUGAUAAAGUCAGUUUUGUAUCUAUUUUUAUAUAUUGUAUAAUUAUAUUUUUAUACAUACUUGA